Messenger RNA from Chlamydomonas reinhardtii, 1318 nucleotides. RefSeq lists its product as uncharacterized. Lineage: Eukaryota; Viridiplantae; Chlorophyta; Chlorophyceae; Chlamydomonadales; Chlamydomonadaceae. The transcript is spliced from 3 exons. The coding region runs from base 215 to 640 and encodes 141 amino acids. The record is from RefSeq and is a predicted model, not a curated record.
GGUAUACCUCAGUACUGGGCCUACUAAAACGAGCUUAAAGGGACUCGGAGAAGGUUCCUCGUCAGAAACGGUCGCUCUUUUCACGACCCGAGCUCGUUGCACCAUACUUCCGAGGUGUCCACGUUCAUCUUCUAGUACACAUACAAUUACAGGACGCUGCAACUUUGUGUGACUUGACUAGAGAAUGCAGCCCUUCAACUUUACGGAGUUCCAAAUGCAGCGGAUGCAAGAUCUAGAGACGCUCAGCGCAGUGGCGUCCCUGGCGUGGACCACGAAGUCGCUCCCGCCACUGGACGGCAUCCCCGAGUCGGCACAGUUCACUGCAGCGGGGACAGCCAUUUUUGGAUUCCUGCUGCUUGUCCUUCUGUCGCGACCCGGGAGGCGCGCCGUGUUCUUGACAGUGGACACGGUGCUGGCGGUGCUGCUGCUGGGGCUACUUCUGGCGGCGGUGUUGGCGCUACCGGCAGUGGCUGUGUACAUCGGCAUGCGCGGUUCACUGCUCAUGGCGCGAUCUCUGGCUGACAACUUCCCACUGGCCGCCGCACUGCUGCGCCCGCUGCUGGCGGCACUGGGGCAGUCGGCGGCGGGGACAGCGGCGGGGGCCGCUGCGGCUGAGGGCGCCACUGCGGCCGGCCCCUAGUAACGCGCCCGCGCCUCAUUAGCGCCCGCCGCGCACAGCUGUGUGCUGCGCAACGCUGUAGCUGUGCCACUUGGCGGAGGUGUCCAGCACCUGGGGUACCUGGUUGCGGCCACCAGGGCCGGGGCAUUGGCAAGGGACGGCGGCUGCAUGGGCUAGGAGCUGCACCAUGUGUUGCUGGGGCGCGCCCGGGCGGAGUCUUUUACAGCCACCGCUCUCGCCGCCUGUGCGGCUGGCCUGGUGUGGCUGUGUCCUGGUGGAAGCGCAGUGCCUCUGCACAGGGUUUAAAUCAUCGUCGAUAUCAGGGUAUGUACACAUUUCCCUUAAGUGGCGCGAGGGUCUUGGCAAUCAAUCGAUUGCGCGUUUGUCUAGCGCAGGCAAGUCUGCGAGAAGGGGCUACGUUCGACGUGUGUGCGGUGUGAACCGGGACCCGGCAGAGUAGACAGACGAUGAUAUGAACGCGAACUGGCGCAUUGAGUGUGGCAAUCGUGGCUGUUGAGUUGUCUCCACGCGGUCGUUUUGUCACGAUGAGGGUACACUGGGGGUUUCGAGCGGCGCGAGCGUGCGCGAGUGGUAGUGGCUUUGUGUACACGGAACACCGUGGAAGGCCAUGGAACACGGUACGGCGCACGCCGUUGCAGCGGGCGCAGUCCAAGAUGAUGUUAUGAUGCUACUCGUCCG